Messenger RNA from Arabidopsis thaliana (thale cress), 709 nucleotides. RefSeq names its product Bifunctional inhibitor/lipid-transfer protein/seed storage 2S albumin superfamily protein. The transcript has 3 exons. Bases 153 to 641 code for a protein of 162 amino acids. NCBI's taxonomy places the organism in Eukaryota, Viridiplantae, Streptophyta, Magnoliopsida, Brassicales, Brassicaceae. Gene Ontology annotation, cellular component: plasma membrane. The record is from RefSeq and is marked reviewed.
CAAAGAUAUUUUAAGCCCAACAGAAAUGCAAAUUCGAAGCCCAGCUACCCAACAAGAGUGUCGACCUCUUCAACAAAGCAACAAAACAGCCGUACGGAGGAAACAUCUGUACGGUCAAUUUAUUCAGAAUCCUAUAUGCAGAAGUUGAGAUCAUGGCUUACACAAACAAAGUAGCGGUUGCGGUUGGAGCAGCGGUGGUGUUUCUCGCGGUUGUGAUGAAUCCGCGGUGGACAGAGGCACAAACGUAUCCAAAAUUGGAUCGUUUAUGUGUGAUGAUGAUCCCUGACAUUCUGGAAGAAUGUUUCACCCACGAUAGACUAAAACCUACGGAAGACUGCUGCAACGAUCUCAAAAAUGCGACUAUGACGCAGGUUGAUUGUCUUUGUGACAACUUCCUCGAAAGUCUCAGUUUCUCUGACCUUUCGAGAACUUUCUCCGCUGGAGUUUUGAAGAAGUGUGACGUUUCUCACAAAUACAUGUGCCAGGCUGCUAAGAAUAGAGGAGAAGCAAAGGGAGGGAGAAACAGUACUACUACCUGCGACAACAGCAUUACCAAUACCAGUGUAGGAGGAAAGAACAAGGUUGCUACAUCUAUGAGUGCUUUUGGUUUGGUUGCGAUUCUGCUUUUUGUUAUGUUUUAAUUUCAAUUUUGGACCGACCUAUUCUAUGUGAACUUUCAUUUUAUCCCCUUGUAAACGCUAAAACAAAC